This is a messenger RNA of Teleopsis dalmanni, 1056 nucleotides long. Its product is annotated as neprilysin-4-like. The record is from RefSeq and is a predicted model, not a curated record. NCBI's taxonomy places the organism in Eukaryota, Metazoa, Arthropoda, Insecta, Diptera, Diopsidae. Gene Ontology annotation, molecular function: metalloendopeptidase activity. The transcript has 4 exons. Gene Ontology annotation, cellular component: plasma membrane. Bases 1 to 1056 code for a protein of 351 amino acids. Gene Ontology annotation, biological process: protein processing.
AUGGGUAGUAAACUUUGUUUGACGGCUGUUGGACAUUUGAGUGCUGAUGUCAGAGAUUGUGAGGAAAAUUGGAAUUCAUCCGUAGAAAGAAACUCCCCACUUACCAGUAAACAUAUGAGUACAGCCACACGAACAGGCUUAUGCAAAUAUUUUAAUGAAGGAAUAAAAACUGAAAUUACCACAUUGGUUCAGGAGAUACAGAUAAGUGUACGCCAACAAAUAGAACAAGCAGAAUGGUUAGAUGAAAAAACACGCACUGAAGCUUUGUUAAAAGAAUCCACAAUAGAAGCACGAAUUGACAACUAUGAGCCGAAUAAUAUAAAUUUAAAGAGAUUUAGAACAUUUAUGAACCGAUAUCUUGGUCUCCAUAAUAAAGACAUUCGUAAUGAAACAAAGCCUCUAGAAUUAAUGAUAGGCAAGCAAAUCAAUGCUUUUUACUAUAAUAUCGACAACUCAAUAAAUGUUAUGCAUCCGCCAGCUUAUCAUAAAUCCUGGCCAAAUUCUUUGAAAUUCGGUACAUUAGGAUAUCUUGUGGGACAUGAGUUUACACACGGUUUUGAUACAGUUGGAGCACACUAUGAUAGCAAUGGUGAUGAACGCGAUUGGUGGACGAAAAAAACUGAAAAAGUAUUUGAUAAUCGCACAGAUUGUUAUGUUCAACAUUUUAAUGACUAUUUAAUACCAGAAAUAAAUCGCAAAAUUAACGGAAAUCUAACCAAAGAUGAGAAUAUAGCAGAUAAUGGUGGACUUCGUGCCGCACUUAAUUCGUACCGCAAAUAUAUGAAGGAAUUGAAUAAGGAAGGUGACCUGGUGACAACAUUUAAAGAUGAAGACAUGCUUGGUCUAAAUUUAUCACCAGAACAAUUGUUCUUUGUAGGAUUUGCACAACUAUAUUGUGCGUCGUAUAAAGAAGAACACUAUUGGAAACAACUAAUCGAUGAACACCCUAUGGACAAAUAUAGAGUUUUGGGUACACUAAGUAAUAUGGAAGAUUUCUCUAAGGUUUAUGAGUGUCCUCUGGGUAGUGACAUGAAUAAGAAAGAAGAAAAAUCAUAA